Messenger RNA from Daphnia pulex (common water flea), 2470 nucleotides. Its product is annotated as dystrobrevin beta-like. Gene Ontology annotation, cellular component: synapse; plasma membrane. Gene Ontology annotation, biological process: synaptic signaling. The transcript is spliced from 11 exons. Gene Ontology annotation, molecular function: zinc ion binding. The coding region runs from base 328 to 2088 and encodes 586 amino acids. The record is from RefSeq and is a predicted model, not a curated record. Lineage: Eukaryota; Metazoa; Arthropoda; Branchiopoda; Diplostraca; Daphniidae.
ACGACGUUAUGUGGCGUGCUCGGGCAUGCUCCAUGCAGUCUGUUUAGUAUCAACAACUUCAGAGAAGGCGCUGCAGCUAGUUUAGCAUUCCAAACAGCUGAUCAAGCUAUAUCCUUGUUUUUGCAUGUGCUGCAUAAUAUCAAAGUGCAGGGUGCUUGUUGUUUUGCUAGUUCUUUCUCACGAAGUCGUACAGAUCGGCUUAGCGGUAGCACUAAAGCAGUUCUGAUUUUAGCAGGCUUUGAAUACCAAGCUAAUUCACUCUACUACCUCUCGGGUGUUUGAAAAUCGAUCGUUGUACGUGAAUAUAAUUGAAUAUCUAGGAUCAGUAUGGAACAAAAUGAGUCGGGCAAAUUGGACUUGGCAAAUGACAUCCACACGCAGAAUUUCAACGUCAUUCGUCUAGCUUCUUAUCGGACGGCUGUCAAAUUCCGUUUCAUUCAGCGAAGAACUCAUUUGCACCUUAUCGAUGUGUGGAAUCUAAUUGAGGCCUUCAGAGAAAAUGGAUUGAAUUCGGUGGAGCCCUACACACCUAUGACUCUCAGUCGACUUGAGACUUUGAUAAACACCCUGUAUGUUCAUUUAAACAAACGGGUCCCCAUUGGGCAACAGCUUCAUGUUGAUCCUGCGACCAUGUAUCUUAUCAAGUGGAUUGUGUCUGUUUACAACCUGAAUGAAGAAACUGAUAGGAUCCCUGUCUUUACAAUCAAAAUGAUUUUAGCCGUGCUGUGUGGUGGAAAGUUGGCAGAUAAGCUUCGCUAUGCUUUUUCUCAAAUGUCUGACUCGAAUGGACAGCUUGUUGCCCCAAAAUUUGAAGACUUCAUGCGUCAGUGUUUUGUUCUAACAGCUGCAGUUGGAGAAGAGCCUUCAUUUCAUUACAGGCCGGCAAUGGCUCAAGAAAUCUUUCCAAAUGGUUCCAAAGUGAGUGUAAAUGAAUUCCUUGACGUCCUCUUGGGUGACCCUGCGGCAGCUCCGUCAUUGGUUUGGCUUCCUCUCAUACAUCGUAUCGCAGCUGCCGAAAAUGUCGUUCAUCCCGUGGAAUGCGUUUCUUGUGGACGCACCCGUUUCAGCGGUUUACGAUACAAGUGUACCAAAUGUCCUUCGGCAUGGAGCCAUCAGUGUCAAGAAUGUUUUUGGCGUGGACUUUCUUUUUCGGAGUCGCAUAAUGCCGAUCACGAGAUUCGCGAGCAUCACACGCCGAAAACCCCAAAGGAAUCGGUGUUUUCGGCAUCUUUGAGGCGUUCCCUUCAGUGCGUGAGAAGCCCCACGUCCGACUACGACCAGAAUCGUACCAAAGUUUGGAGAACACUAGAGGGUCCAGAGAGACCCGUUGCAGUCACGUAUAUUUCAACGCCAUCAGCGACAUUGGAACGCAACGCUUCUCUAUUGGGAGGUAGCGAGACAUGGAAGACCAGCCAAGUGCAAAAUAACACGGGAAGUUUGAGUCGUUCGUGGCAACGCGGAGAUGAUGAACACGGAUUGAUUGCGCGCUAUGCCGCUAAAUUAGCAGAAAAUCAGAAGGAUCCUCGUCCGGAGCAAGAGAGUAGCAGCACCAGUGCACACCAACUAUUGGCUCAGCUUGAGAAUAAAAACCAAGAAAUUCUCAGAGAAAUUGCUCGUAUUCGUCACGAGCAGGAAAUGGAUGAAGGGGUCAUAACGGGACCUUAUCCCCUCAUGGAAGAGUUGAGCGUUCUGCGGCAGAGGAAAUCGGAGCUUGAACAGCAACUGAAUGGAUUACAAGACUCUCGCAAACAACUUAUGGUGCAAUUGGAAUCGCUAAUGAAGAUGAUCAAAAAUCAGCAGCUAUCGCCCCGUUCUACUCCAUCUACGUCUUCUACCCCAAGCCGUGGGAAAAGUCCUUCGGUCGAGGCCGAAUCCCACCAAGCCGCCAUCACCCCGUCAAUGGAUAAUCCCAAUCGUAAUUUCAACACAGGCAGCUUUGAUUGGCGCCAAGAUUUGAUGAGUGCUGCCGAUUCAGUGACGGACGCCAUGAGCAGUCUAGUUCUCGAAUAUAACGGGGAUACUAGCGAAGAUGAAUCGGCUCGGAUUUUCAACGGGUUGUCAAACGACUCGAAUAAUACUUGCGUUUAAGAAAAAAAAACUCUUGCCCACUUUUGGUUUUGUCACGUAUGGCCGUCAUUCCUCUCCAUCUCACUUUUCAGUUGUUCUGGAUUAAGUUCUCCCCACCCCCAUCUUUACUGUUAUGAUAAGUACCACCAGUUAUUUGGUUACCUCGUACUGCCCGAUUACUUAAAAUCUCCAUUUAUAUUUCGGUAGCCUUUAAAGAAAGGUAAUGCAUAAUCCUCAAGAUGCAUUUCUGCCUCCUUUCAAUCAGUGUGUCGUAAUAGCGCCUCUAUGUACGGAACAUAGGUGUAGCCAGGUAACAUGGCUGUGGUCGGUUUUUGUUUUUUCUCCACUGGACUACUUGUUGUUGCUAUUAGAUUGUUAUUUCAAUUUUCAAUUCUCGUUUUCU